This is a messenger RNA of Bombina bombina (fire-bellied toad), 741 nucleotides long. It is a transcript of the gene NPC2, whose product is annotated as NPC intracellular cholesterol transporter 2. Gene Ontology annotation, molecular function: cholesterol binding. The record is from RefSeq and is a predicted model, not a curated record. Lineage: Eukaryota; Metazoa; Chordata; Amphibia; Anura; Bombinatoridae. Gene Ontology annotation, biological process: cholesterol efflux; intracellular cholesterol transport. Bases 64 to 522 code for a protein of 152 amino acids. The transcript is spliced from 4 exons.
ACUGUAUCAGACAGAGCUUCUCAGCUGGUAAUUAGACCACAACUUUUUGUCUUUGGCAGAACCAUGGUGUCGUUUGGAUUCCUGACUCUCCUUGCUUUAGGUUGCCUGUUGCCUAUCCUAGUCGCAGAGCCUUUGGUGUUCAAGGAUUGUGGUGGUCAGAAAGGGAAGUUGCUCAGUGUGGACGUGAGCCCGUGUCCCACCCAGCCGUGUCCUCUUGUGAAAGGCAGUACCUACUCCAUCAAUGUGACCUUCACCAGCGAUGAGGACAGUGUCUCCAGCAAGGCUUAUGUGUACGGUGUUAUUAAACAAAUUCCUAUCCCAUUCGGCAUCCCAGAACCCGAUGGCUGCAAGAGUGGUGUAGAGUGUCCCAUUAAGAAUGGUCAGACGUACACCUACAUUACCAAGAUGCCCAUCAAGACUGAGUACCCCUCUAUGAGGCUGAUUGUGAGGUGGAAACUAAAAGAUGACAACUCAAAUAACCUGUUUUGUUGGGACAUCCCGGUGGAGAUCACUAAUGGCUAAGCAGAAGAUAACCACCUACCCCCCCAGUGAUUCAGUGCUUUAUACUCCAUUCCUUGCGCCUUUUAGCUUUUCUGACUGCUGUGCAGUUAUAACCUUUUCUCCUCUAAAACAAUUAGAAUUAGGGGGUUAGGACAUUUUGGUUUUUAUUUUAAAUAAAAGAUUGUUCCAUUAAUAUAAGAUUCUCUUUUACACUUAAUAAAUGAAAGUGCUCCUGUUUAA